Messenger RNA from Chlamydomonas reinhardtii, 3129 nucleotides. RefSeq lists its product as uncharacterized. Gene Ontology annotation, biological process: transmembrane transport. The transcript is spliced from 11 exons. Lineage: Eukaryota; Viridiplantae; Chlorophyta; Chlorophyceae; Chlamydomonadales; Chlamydomonadaceae. The record is from RefSeq and is a predicted model, not a curated record. Gene Ontology annotation, cellular component: membrane. Bases 183 to 2549 code for a protein of 788 amino acids.
GCUAACGUACAUCGGUAGCUGGGCCGACGUCUGGACAGGGUCAACACUGUCCGCUGCCGCUGCCCGCAGCCCAGCCCGGCUUAUUCCCGCAGGCCGCAGCAACCACAACAAUAGCAGCGGCCGUUAGAAGCCACAACAGGAACAGCCAACAGCAAUAGCGGCACCCGCAACAAAGCAGCAACAUGACGGACGUCGGCAGUUUCACAGCAGUGGCGGCGCUGGUUAUCUUCUGCCUGGCCAUCGUGUUCACACUGCUGCUGGUGUUCAAACCUGUGGCGGUGAACAUUCCGCUGCCGGCCUCGUCACGGCGUAAGCCGCUGCAAAUAGCAAUCAAGUACUACAUCGCGCCGGUCAUUGCGGUGUUGCUGAUGCUGGCGUGCACCUGCAUGACCAUUCAGGAUGUGGGUCGGGGCCUGCUGGGAAACGACCAGAUCAAGCCGUACGGCAUCCUGAUUCUUUUCAUGAGUAUGGCGUACAUCGCGGAAUCGCUGGACGCCACAGGCAUCUUUGCCUGGAUGGCCCUCAAGUUCACAGUCUUGUCGGGCGGGCGCGGCUUUGUGCUGUUCCUGUUCUACUUCCUGUUGUCGUCCUUCAUCACCACCUUCACCAGCAACGACGUCUGCAUUCUGACUCUGACGCCCAUCGUGUGCUAUUUCGCCAAGGCCACCGGAGCAGACCCGAUGCCGUUCCUGUUUGCCGAGUAUGCCGCCGCCAACACCUUCGGCGCGCUUCUGUACACGGGCAACCCCACCAACAUCAUUGUGGCUCAGGCCUACGACAUGACCUUCCUGGGCUACAGCAAGUACAUGACGCUGCCCACAUUCGCCGCCGGCGUGGUGACGUUCCUGGUGUUGCUGCUGGAGUUCCGCUCCUCCAUCCCCCGCCGCAUCCCGCUGCCGGCCGUGGACGCCAGCCACAUGGUCCGCGACCGCUUGGGCGCCGUGUUCGGGUCCGUCAACAUGCUCACGUGCCUGUCACUGCUGGCAGCCGCGCCGACGCUGGGGUGGGAGUUGUGGGCCAUCACGCUGGUGUGCGGCGGCGUGCACGCCGUGUAUAACCUGUGGCCCUUCCGCGCCUCACUGCCGCACGUGUGGGGGCCGCUGUCCGAGUGCUGGUCGUGCGGCGGCGAACGGCUGCAUGGGGAGGAGGGGGAGCACGAGGGAGUCGGCGACAAGAAGGACCGGAGCGGUCGCGGCGGCGGAGCAGAAAACGGAGGCAGUGGACGCAGCAGCGGCAGCAGCGGUGAUAUUGCGAAGGCCGGCAAAGACGUUGGCAAUGACGGUGGCGGUGGCUGGGGGCUGCCGCCGGCAGGUGCGGGGGCGGCGGUGGGCAGCGAAGCUGACAGCAGCGGUGUCGCGGCGUUUGCAUCGCCUGCGUCAGGAAGGCAAAGCCCGGCGGCGGGCGCCGUCGCGCUGACCCCCUGCGUGACGGAGCCGCCGGCGCAGCUGCACGCCAGUCGCUCUGUCCGGCGCAAGCAGGCAAUCGCCAGCUCCGGCAACGGCAACACAGGCGGCGCCGUGGACGAUCCCUUGGUUGCCCCGCUUAUCAACAUGCCUGCCGUCUCGGCGGCGGCGGCGGCGGCGCGCACAGAUUCCGCUCUAGGCACCAGGCCGCUUUUCGAAAGACGGCCCUCGGCGUCCGGCGUGGGGUCGGCAGCAGAUGCGCACUCGCGGCCGGUGGCGGAGGCGAUGGAGGUUACGUCAGCAGCAGUUUCAGAGGCGGCGCCGGUGGUGGCGGCGGCGGCCGGGCUAGCAGCGGGACCGGUGGCGGAGGCGACGGAGACGCCGCCGACGGCGGAGCCGCUGCUGCCUGCCGCCAUUGCUGCUGACGAUGCCGCCGCCGACGGCCGGCCUGCGUUGCCGCCAGGGACGGUCUCCAUCAACAUUGCGACGCCACCUCCGCCGCCGUGCGUCGCCUCCGCCGCCAUUGACGAAUCCACCACCGCCGCGGCCAUCGCAGCCGGUAGCACGGCGCUGUCGCCGUUGUCUGCCGCUGCCGGCACGGGCCCCGUCGCCAUGACAGUUGACGACCUGCGCGGCCGCGCACCCACCUAUUGGGGGCUGCUGUUCGACCUGCCGUGGGAGGUGGUGCCGUUCACGCUGGGCAUGUUCGUGCUGGUGGAGGGGCUGUCGGUGCAGGGCUGGCUGGCUGUGUUUGGUUCGGGCCUGGGCGACGCCUGCCGCACGCUGCCUGCGGCCGUGUUCAUCAUCGGCUUCCUGUCCGUGUUCCUAGCCAACACCAUCAACAACCAGCCCAUGACCAUCCUGCUCACACGCGUGCUGCUCAGCGAGCAGUUCACGUCACGUGUGGGAUACGGCAACACACACAUGGCCUCGCUGUUUGCGCUGGUGCUGGCCAGCAACAUCGGUGCGGUGUUCACGCUCAUCGGCGCCCUGGCCGGCAUCCUGUGGUCAAACAUCCUCGGGCUGCACGGCCUGCGCUGCAGCUACCUACGCUUCCUGCGCGUGUGCUUCCCGGUGGGCUUCGCCUCGCUGGUGGCGGGGCUGGCGGUGCUGUGGUUCGAGUUCGGCGUGUUCCCGCACAGCUAAGAUGCAGCGCUGCGUGGGGGAGGAGCAGGAGGAGGAGGAGGAGGAGGAGGAGGAGCAGGAGGAGGAGGAGUAGCAGGAGGAGGAGGCGUGCGAGGGCCAGACCCGGAGCUCGCUGGACUGACUGCAAGCGGCUGGGGCAGCCACAGCUGAUGAUGCGGGGCAGGGGGGGCAGUUUGGAUUCUGGAGUGCAAGGUGGUGAAAGCGCGGGACGUGGAGCGCACAAUGCUCCAGCAGCGAGGCAGUUUUGUACGGCUCGUGCGGUUGGUGCGGCUCUGAAGAGUCCUAUAUAAGGCGUGUGCGUGUGUGAGGGCGCCCGACGACGAGACAGGGCGGCGGGGCUCACGGGUGCGCCGGGUGAGCAAGCCCGGGCGCCGGAGCCGCCGUUGGCGGCGCGCUGGCGUCGUGCGUUCAGCAUUGGGCAUGUAGCUAGGUGGAGGGCCGCGGCACGCCCGCACGCACGGCGGUCUCCAGGGGGCCACGCACCAGGCGCGAUGCCGAUUUCUGGUGAUGAUGACCUCGAGUGUGGAAUGCGGCGUGACAAUUGACAACAUAUCGUAAUGUAGCGUAUAAAGAGUCAAGU